CCGCCGCCGCCUCCGUGGGCGGCCAGGCCGCCGCCGCCGCUGCCGCCGCCGCCUCCCUGCACUUCCCCUCCUCCAACGUCGUCGAUUUCAAGGCGCACCUGCCGCCUUCGCUAGCCUCAGACCCGAGAAUAUGGUCACGAGAGGAUGUGGCAGCUUUCUUGAAGUGGUGUGAGAGGGAAUUCGACUUGCCCGAAUUCAACAUGGACAUGUUCCAGAUGAACGGCAAGGCCCUGUGCCUGCUGACGAAGGCAGACCUGGGCGAGCGGUCGUCUGCGGCGGGCGACGUGCUGCACAACGUUCUGCAGCUGCUGGUGCGCGAUGCGGCGGCACUGGCACGCUGCCUGCCCUCCAGCCCCGUAACGCCCACAUCGCGCUGCUACCCACCACCCCCGCCGCCGUCACCCGCCGCCUGGGGAUUCGUCGAUUUUCCACCCCCCUCUGGGUUCGUGCACCUCGUGCAACACGGCAACUCUGUCACACUCAGUCCUGCACCCUCCGUCGAUAGCCAGUCGGGGAGCCCACAGCAUGCAGACCACAUGGCGGCAUCGUCGUACCACAGUGGCAGUGCGGGUAGCAACAGCAACGGUUCCGACUCAGACGAUGACAGCUGCCAGGAGGCGGCAGGUCCGGGCCACGCGGGCAGCUCGCCACCCCCUACCGCAACUGCUGCCCCUGCACCAGCCCCUGCGCACCAACAGCUCCAGCACACGCAGCCCCCACCACCGAGCCUGCCACCCCCGUCACCCACGGCACGCGAGCCGCCUCCGUCGCCUGCUUCCAACACUGUUUUCAGGAACGCUUUCGCACCCCGCGAAUUCUUCCCUUCGGACACCCCGGAGCCUAACACCAAUGGCCGCCUUUUGUGGGAUUUCCUGCAACAGCUGCUGAAUGAUCCAACACAACGGUACACAAACUACAUUGCAUGGAAGAACCGGGACACUGGUGUUUUCAAGAUUGUUGAUCCCGCAGGACUUGCAAAGUUAUGGGGGAUUCAGAAGAACCAUCUUUCAAUGAACUAUGACAAAAUGUCUCGUGCUCUGCGGUAUUACUACAGAGUCAAUAUUCUGAGGAAAGUCCAGGGCGAGAGACAUUGCUACCAGUUCCUGCGCAACCCGAGUGAGCUGAAGAGCAUAAAGAACAUGUCACUACUGCGACAGCAGAUGAGUCCCCCGAGGGCAACAGGCCCUGCAGCGAGCCACAGUGCCUCGAGUUUGACGAUACCCAUCAGGGUGAAGUUGGAGCCUAAGAGUGAACCAGAUGGUGAAAAUAGGAAUGACAGUGACACUCCUGAUGAGUCUGAGGAGCCUACCGACUUGAGCAUGGAGCACCCAACGGACCUUAGCCCCACACGCACACAUGCUCAUCCUAAUGACAUUAACUGAUGGACAUCUGUAGACUGUGGGCAAAAGCAUCGGUAAUGUCCCAGAGUCAUAUAAGGUUCUGUGCUAGCUCUGACUAUGGUAUAAUCCACGGUCUCUUCAUUUUUUGAGGGGAGGCUAGUGGGUAUUACAGUAAGACUCGAGCAGCUGUAUGCUGAUUAUCUUGAGUGAACCGAUUGGUUAAAAUUGCUCAUAACCUCCUAUCAGUCUUGUGUAAUUAUCUGAUAUGUGAUAAUUUAUUGUCCCUCGUUCUUCAGCAGAGUCAAUUUUUAUUUUGAAAAGUAGUAAUUUUAUAUGUCAUUUUUGCUGUGGCCAUUAUGGAGAUAACAGAAGCAACAAUCAUGGCAAGCUUUACAAAACAGAUGGAAACGCUGUUUUCGCAGGGUAUGUUUCAUGAAUUGUUGGUAUGGUUUGGAGCAGGUGAAGAGGAAGUGAAGUGAAGUUCUGACCUGUGUAAUUACCUCCAUUGGGACAGUGCAGCUGUGUCAAAGAGUGUCAAAGUCCUAUCCUGUUAUAUGGUAAUUAGACACAUUUGUGAAAACACUGAAUCUUUAAAACGUAUUCAGGAAAACUACUGAAACAAAGAAAAACAAGUUUGUCAUAAAGUCCAUUCUUUUUGGAAGCAAACAGCUGUGGUAGUCCUUCGCUGUUUAGUCACAAGACGGAAGACUACUGUUGAUCAUCACAAUAUUUUGAUAUUUUGCUGGUGUUAUUAUUCAUUUUUUUCAAAUAUUCAGUAAUUUAAUAACCCAUCUAGAAGAUUGUAGUGAGAGUGAUUUUAAAAUGGUGAAAGUCACCACUGGCAAUUGAAUAUUGUGAUUCAGUACAAGUAAUCAACACAAGUGUUGGUAGCUUAUUGAGUGUUUAUCUUCUCACAUCAUGAGAGGUUUUUUCUGUGCCAUUUAUUUCAUGUAACAUUUAUGAGGUAAUAGACCAUUUCCCUGUUGGAAAUACUGCAGUUGACAUGCAGUAAGUGAUAAACGCGUAGAAACUUCUUAUUUUUUAAGAAAGUGUAAAAAUGCAGCACGCAUUGAAAGGUCAAUUCAUUACUGAAAUACAGUGUAUCAGUAAGAAAUGAGGGACCUUUACAUUGUACAGUCUAAAUUAGCUGCUCAGUUUUAGAGUUAGCGUAUCAUUGCAAAUGAAGUAAUGUGUAACACUAGUAAUUAUGACUGUGUGAAACAUUCUGUGGCUCUCAUAUAAAUGCCCAGUUAGCUACUAUGCUUUGUAACCUUCUACACGACCACAUCUCAGAAAGUGUGACAAAUUAAGAGACAGACUGGACACAUUUUGUUCUGUGACUACUUAUCAAAGUCUUUCACUAUUUAAUUAGAAGAUGUGGUAUACUGUGAAACCUCAGAACAAGCUGAGUGGCUGCAUUAUUUAUUACUUACUGAACAUUUGCUCUGUGUUUUGGACAGCAGCUCUGAAGCCUUGCAGAUUUUCUGUAGGGUAAAGUGUUUUCCACUGUGAUCAUUAUAUACAUAUAUAUUAUAUAUACAGUGAAUAUUUUCUUUGUUAAUCACUUGUAAAUAUAUAAAAAUGUUUUUGAAGGAGUGCUGUUAACAGAAUAUUUCUGACUUUGUAUAUUAUAAAUAAUGUUUUAGUUUUUUGGUGAUGAAGACCAGAAAAAUGUAAAUUUUUAAUUUCACAUUUUAGGACGGGACACAAAAUAAUUUUAUUGUACAGUUUAGAUAUAGGGGUUAAAUGUAAUUAGUGGAUUUAAACAGCUGGCUGCACCAAGUCUGAACCCACAAUGUGAUCGCACAUGAGGGCAUUUGGACAGAGUUGUGGAAUCGGGCAGCUUCGGGGUUUACUGAUUAAAUGGUCAUACUCAGAAUGUGAAAAUCUAUACAAUGAAUUGAAAGAUCUCAUUAUCUGUGAACUUCAAAAGUCUUUUGAAAAUUGAUGUACAAAUGAUAUUAAAGAGAGAGAGAUAACUA
Messenger RNA from Schistocerca piceifrons (Central American locust), 3322 nucleotides. RefSeq names its product ets DNA-binding protein pokkuri (gene aop). Lineage: Eukaryota; Metazoa; Arthropoda; Insecta; Orthoptera; Acrididae. Gene Ontology annotation, molecular function: sequence-specific DNA binding; DNA-binding transcription factor activity, RNA polymerase II-specific. Bases 201 to 1382 code for a protein of 393 amino acids. Gene Ontology annotation, biological process: cell differentiation; regulation of transcription by RNA polymerase II. The transcript has 6 exons. The record is from RefSeq and is a predicted model, not a curated record. Gene Ontology annotation, cellular component: nucleus.